This is a messenger RNA of Camelus dromedarius (Arabian camel), 1346 nucleotides long. RefSeq names its product cutC copper transporter (gene CUTC). The transcript has 9 exons. Lineage: Eukaryota; Metazoa; Chordata; Mammalia; Artiodactyla; Camelidae. Gene Ontology annotation, molecular function: copper ion binding. The record is from RefSeq and is a predicted model, not a curated record. Bases 142 to 963 code for a protein of 273 amino acids.
CUGUCGCAAGGGCUGCUGGGGCAUGGACGGGGACGCGCAGGGACGCGCGCAGCCUCGGGGACGCGCUGUUUUGGUCGCGCGCGCCGGAACCCAGACUCUUGAGUGGAAACCGAAGACGCGCGCGAGAGGAACGCGUGGAGCAUGAAGAGGCAGGGAGCCUCCUCCGAGCGGAAACGGGCGCGAAUACCGUCCGGAAAGGCCGGAGCAGCAAAUGGAUUUCUCAUGGAAGUGUGUGUUGAUUCAGUGGAGUCAGCUGUAAAUGCAGAAAGAGGAGGUGCUGGUCGCAUUGAAUUAUGUUCUGGCUUAUUAGAAGGGGGAACCACACCCAGCAUGGGUGUCCUUCAAGUAGUGAAGCAGUAUGUCCAGAUCCCAGUUUUUGUGAUGAUUCGGCCACGCGGAGGUGAUUUUCUAUAUUCAGAUCGCGAAGUUGAGGUGAUGAAGGCUGACAUUCGCCUUGCCAAGCUUUAUGGUGCUGAUGGUUUGGUAUUUGGGGCAUUGACUGAAGAUGGACACAUUGACAAAGAACUGUGCAUGUCCCUUGUGGCUCUUUGCCGUCCUCUGCCAGUCACUUUCCACCGAGCCUUUGACAUGGUUCAUGAUCCAAUGGCAGCUCUAGAGACCCUCUUAACUUUGGGAUUUGAACGAGUAUUGACCAGUGGAUGUGACAGUUCGGCACUAGAAGGGCUACCCCUAAUAAAGCGGCUCAUAGAUCAGGCAAAAGGCAGGAUUGUGGUAAUGCCAGGGGGUGGCAUAACAGAAAGAAACCUACAAAGGAUCCUUGAGGGUUCAGGUGCUACAGAGUUCCACUGUUCUGCUCGAUCAGCCAGAGAUUCAGGAAUGAAGUUUCGAAAUUCCUCUGUUGCUAUGGGAGCCUCUCUUUCUAGCUCAGAAUAUUCUCUAAAGGUAACAGAUGUGACCCAAGUAAGGACUUUGAAUGCUAUUGCAAAGAAUAUUCUGGUUUAGCCAGACCUGUCUGAGAGACAUGGAUGUCACAGGAUGAAGGUAGAAGAAUAGUCUGCAGUUCUCAGUGAUACAGCUUUAACCUUCUCUGGCCAGGACAGUCAGUUUUUAAGUCUCACAAUGCCAUGGAUAAUAUUUCCAAGAAGAAAAAGAACUCGAAAUACAGUCACUUCCUUUGCUUAAUCUUGCCAGCCAUCUUCAUCAUCAUAGUUAAAUCUGGUCUACACUUCUUCCACGGACAGAGGCUUAGUCUGUUUUGAGUGGAAUUAAUUGAUGAACUGAGAAAAUUCAGCUGCAAGGUAUGAAUUCAGAUGUGACUUCAUGGUCAAUUCAAUAGCAAUAUUUUGCCUUUUCAUUUGUGAAAUAAAAACUUCCAUUCUAUUACA